Messenger RNA from Exophiala oligosperma, 612 nucleotides. RefSeq lists its product as uncharacterized. The record is from RefSeq and is a predicted model, not a curated record. Bases 1 to 612 code for a protein of 203 amino acids. Lineage: Eukaryota; Fungi; Ascomycota; Eurotiomycetes; Chaetothyriales; Herpotrichiellaceae. The transcript has a single exon.
AUGGCAUCUCCAGCCGACGGCCGGUAUUGCCACUUUUAUGCGAUUGAAGACCUGAAGACCCCUGCGUGGUUGUUUGCGUCAAUGCGACAGGAUUUCAGCUGCCAAAGCUACUUCGCAAAGCCGACACGACAGGGAUUCCUUGCGGAGAGCGAAGUGAGGCAGAAAUCACACCUUUUCGGUCUGCCAUGGCGUUUUGCAAUGUUUGGUCUCCCGAUGUCAUCAGAUUUUACCUGCAUCAUAACCAAUGAUCUACCGUGCCGCAUGAAAAAGUCACGCAUGCCACUUUUCCGUUUGCGUCUCAAAAAUCAUUCCUCAGCUGGAACUUGGAAGGGCAUAAUGUUUGGAUCAGUCUCUGAUUCGACAACCAUACAAUUCAAUGGUUGCAUCUGCGGAGCCUACUUUCAAAAUCUCCUCGCUCCACCAGGCGCUAAUGUCAUUGUCCGGCGGAACGCGAAACUUGCCAGCAUUGCCAGCGAGAGUCAACAGACUUUCCUUCUCGAAGAAUACGAGUUCGCAUCAGCCAUGGCUCGGACGCAUGCCCAGGCUGGGUUCUUCAUCCGGUUCACGCAGAUGGUGGAUUUAGAACACGGAACUGUCCAGAGAUGUCAUUGA